AUGUGGGGCAUCUUCCAAUCCGAUCUGAAGGGGGACGGACUGUCAACCCAGGGUCGGCUGUCUGAUACUCUGUCAGCUCGUUCAUAUUUCGAUAUCGAUGGGAUCCGGAUAGGACAAAAACGCGGCAGGUCCCGCGAUGUAACGCCCGGGAUUGACGAAGAAGACGAUGAUGGGGCGAAAUCGUCGGCUCAACCCCCUAGCAAAAAAGCCAAGAUCAUCACUAGUAGCGCCAGCAGCAGCCACGAAUUUCCCAUAGUACAAGUGAAACCGGUAAAAAGACGUGGACGACCUCGAUUAAGAGAUAGCGGGGAGGAUGCGGCUCAGACACGUCGAUCGCAGAUCCGUCGUGCACAGCAAACAUAUCGCCUCAAAAAGGAAACCACAAUCAAGACGCUUCGCGAAGAAGUGGAACGACUGCAACAGACGUUACGUACAGUGGCUGGCGGUCUCGCUGAGCUCCGUGACGUUGCCUUGGGCUUCAACCUGGAGCUGGCAGAUAGAAACCUCCCCUCUUUGGUAUCGAGAAGGGCAGACCAUUUACUUACGGAGAUUGAACACUCUUGCCAGCUGUCGGGCAGUGUAGACCGGCAUGAUGAUCCUCGCCCAUUACCCAGUCUAAGCCAGCAACACCCAGUCCGCGGUAUUCCCAAGGCAUCCGAAGGGGAUAAUCUUGACGACGACGACGACGACGACGACGACAUGUUUGGAUACCAGGUAUCGCACCAGCUGUCGGCAGGCGACGGCAAAACGUUUCUUGUUGUGAAAGAAAUGCAACGAAACCCGGCACUGCAUGGGUUGCGGCACUGGUGGAAGGAACGGACAGCAGCACCAGGAGGAGGAGGAGGAGGAGGAGGAGGAGGAGGAGGGCAAGUCCCGCCGCGGCACGUGCUCAACAACGCCAUUUCCAUGCCGGCCACGAUCUCAACCCACCCUGCGUUUGAUCUCUACCACCAGGAGCCUGAAUUCCAUCGGCAGCUACUUCGGUUCUGCCUGGAACGGUCGUACCAAUGGUUUGUGGAUCCGGAGGCAGACCGUGAGGCAUUCCUGCGGGUAUUUGGGCUGGCGCUGCCCUGUCUGCGCGAUGACCCGUCGAUGGUCAAGUACCUGUACGAGCAGUACCUGAAUGGUGCGUCUGAGACCUCUCCGGGCUUGCUCAAAAUGCCCUUCUACACCAUCGGGGGCGCGGCAACUCAUUACCCGCGUCGCGACAGGACGGGGAAGAAGAUCUUCCCGCCCAAUAUGCGGACGCCGCAGCGGAUUAUCGGCCGGCUGAUCGAGUACAGCGGUGGUGGCAAGGAUGUGCCAGCGGACAUGCACCCGGACGAGGCGCUGAAGUACCUGGGCUUCGAGGGUGAGUGGUUCGAUUGCCAUGACGUGCAGGGGUUUCUCGAACAGAGGGGGAUCAUCUUUGAUCGGUCAUCAUUGUUUGCCGAGGUCCCGGAUGCCACCAUCCAAUCUCUAUAUGAAAACACACGCACUUUACAGGACCAAGCCCCUCUUGGCCAGGCGGUGGGUUUGGAAACCGUGUCGUUUGACGCUAGUCAGACAAUAUAUGAUAAUGACGAGGUCGUGUCUUCUUCAGGCCAUAGGCUGGUCCUACGGAACGAUGAUGGACCCCCCUCUGAGAGCGUCACUUUUGAUUACUUUCUUGAUAUCGAGUGCUUUUUCACCCUUCUCUUGCAGAAGGUCAGAAUGCUCGGCCGAGCUCCGGGAUUCCGCAAAUCCGACGUGGAAGAUGCCCUGAGAACCGCGGUGCGCAAGCGACCUUGA
Molecule: messenger RNA, 1770 nt
Organism: Penicilliopsis zonata CBS 506.65
Lineage: Eukaryota; Fungi; Ascomycota; Eurotiomycetes; Eurotiales; Aspergillaceae
Exons: 4
Coding region: 1-1770 (589 amino acids)
Biological process (GO): regulation of DNA-templated transcription
Molecular function (GO): DNA-binding transcription factor activity
Source: RefSeq, a predicted model, not a curated record